AUGUCUGGAAAUUCAGAGCAAAAGCAUCUAACACCAUUGGAAGAACUAAAUGAAGAAUUUAAACGACAAUAUAAACAAACUUGGAUGAAUUUUUGGGAUUCAACUAUAGAAAAUAAUUCUGUUAUUGUGGAGAAAUUUAGCACAAUCACUCUUUUUCAUAAAGGAGAUGAGUAUCCAGGAGAAAAGUCAAUACCGCCGGUUUAUCAUGACUUAAAAGGUAUCGCACACAUUCCAUUAACUAUCUAUCUUCUUAUCAAAAACUCGUCUUAUUUAACUGAUGAUUCAUUGGACAAAUACUGGAAAGGCCUCAAUACAUUAGAAAUUCCCAAUUCAUUACAACCGGCAGAAAAAGAGUCCGCUAUUCGGAUAAUUACUGCUUCAAAGGUUCUCUUAGGAGAGGAAAUGAAUCAAAAGGGCUCACUUAAUCUACAGAAAGUAAAAGAUUUCUGCCGAAGUCUGACUGGAGACCUUGAUGUACUGCUAGAUGCAGCUGCAAUUGUUCAUGUGAAGAAUUUACAUACAAUUAUCCAGUCGUGGAUAAAAGACCACAAUUUUGAUCCACGAGAUCCGUCAGUAAAAGUUCUUCUUAUUGGUCCUCGUUCAAAUCGUCGAAAUAAUUUACAGACUACUUAUUUUCAAGGUCUUCUCGAUGAUCCACAAGGACGACGUAUUGUUUACACGGAAGAAUUGUUUGCAGAUGUACCAAAAGCUAAAUCAAUUUUUUCCAGAUGGUUUGUAGAUGAAGAAAUAAGUGACUACUUUUAUAAUGACCAGGAUCGGAUGCAUCGUGAAUUACUCAUGAACGAACGCGUACAGAAACAAAUUAACGACCUUGUUAAGCCAUAA
Molecule: messenger RNA, 846 nt
Organism: Adineta ricciae
Lineage: Eukaryota; Metazoa; Rotifera; Eurotatoria; Adinetida; Adinetidae
Source: the annotation of a GenBank genome assembly